This is a messenger RNA of Globicephala melas (long-finned pilot whale), 1955 nucleotides long. RefSeq names its product lysosomal associated membrane protein family member 5 (gene LAMP5). Lineage: Eukaryota; Metazoa; Chordata; Mammalia; Artiodactyla; Delphinidae. Gene Ontology annotation, biological process: establishment of protein localization to organelle. The record is from RefSeq and is a predicted model, not a curated record. Gene Ontology annotation, cellular component: lysosomal membrane; plasma membrane; late endosome membrane.
AGUCCAACCCGGGUGCCUGGCGCCGACGUCUUUCCCUUGCUGAGGUCGCCGCGAACUCGGCGUUCGGGCCGCUGGGCGCACCGCCGCAACGCGCAUCUCUUGUCUCUCGGGCAGAAGCAGACAGGUCUGGAGUCCGCAGCCCCAGCCCCGCCAAGCUCCAGACCUCGAGCAACCGGGCCCAUGUGCCUCGGUGUCACCCAAAGCACUCGCAGCCGUGGACAGCUCCCUCGCCACGCGGUCCUUUCCUCUGCAGUGAGCACAUUAGCGUUCACCCUGCCCGGGUCGGUGCGGUACUCCAUCCACACCAAGUCCGCCAGUGCGUACGGAACGCGUGCUCCCUCCCUCCUCCCUCUCGGUGCCCCCGCCCCUCGCUCACUCAGGCUCACUCCAGCGGCGACUUUGAGGGAUUCCCUCUCGGGCGGCCUCUGCAGCAGCACCACUGGCGGCCUUAUUCGCUGCUCCGCGAGGAUGGAUCUCCGAGGAAGAGCCGUUCUCGGCAUGAAUAGACUUCGAGUUCUUCUGAUGCUCUUCCAUACAAUGGCUCGAAUCAUGGCAGAACAAGAAGUGGAGAAUCUCUCAGGCCUCUCCACUAACCCUGAAAAAGAUAUAUUUGUGGUGCGGGAAAAUGGGACGACGUGUCUCAUGGCAGAGUUUGCAGCCAAAUUUAUUGUCCCUUAUGAUGUGUGGGCCAGCAAUUAUGUAGAUCUAAUCACGGAACAGGCUGAUAUCUCACUGACCCGGGGAGCUGAGGUGAAGGGCCACUGUGGCCACAACGAGUCGGAGCUGCAGGUGUUCUGGGUGGAUCGCGCAUACGCGCUCAAAAUGCUGUUUGUAAAGGAAAGUCACAACACAUCCAAGGGACCCGAGGCGACGUGGAGGCUGAGCAAGGUCCAGUUUGUCUAUGACUCCUCGGAGAAGACCCAUUUUAAAGACGCGGUCAGUGCCGGGAAGCACACAGCCAACUCGCAUCAUCUAUCUGCCUUGGUCACCCCAGCUGGAAAGUCCUAUGAAUGUCAAGCUCAGCAGACCAUUUCACUAGCCUCCAGUGAUCCGCAGAAGACAGUCACCAUGAUCCUGUCUGCGGUCCACAUCCAGCCCUUUGACAUCAUCUCUGAUUUUGUCUUCAGUGAAGAGCAUAAAUGCCCAGUGGAUGAGCGGGAGCAUUUGGAGGAAACCUUGCCCCUGAUUUUGGGGCUCAUCUUGGGCCUCGUCAUUGUGGUAACGCUGGUGAUUUACCAUCUCCACCACAAAAUGACUGCCAACCAGGUCCAGAUCCCUAGGGACCGAUCCCAAUAUAAGCACAUGGGCUAGAAACUAUUAGGCAGACAGACCCCAGCCCCCCUCCACUGGCUGGAUCAGGAGUGGAAGGAAGGGGUCAGCCAGCUUUUACACUCAUCGUGGCUUGGCUUUGACUCUCCAAGCAGCAACUCAUAAAACUCGGAAAGGUAUCUGACUCUGAAGUUUAGGGAUCGAAACCACACUUCGUUUGGAAAGACACCCCUUAAGGUUCAAGAGGAAUAUUGGAGGCUUUGCUCCCUUGAACACAGAUGGCUUACCCUAUACCGUUGUCUACGUACACAAAAUACAGCCUCAUGCUCCCUGCAGCAAGACCCCUGAAAGUGACCCAUGCUUCUGGCUGGCGUUCUGCAUGUCUAGUGAUUGUCUUGGGAAUGUUUCACUGCUACCUGCACCCAGUGAAUUCACAGCACAAGAACCUGUUUAAUGUAACUAUGCAGAGUUGUUUGGACUUCAUAGUGUGUCAGGUCCAAGUAAGGGGACCUGAAGAAUCAAUCCAUGUGAGUUUGUUUUUCAAAAUGAAUUAAAACACACUACUGUCAAACAUUUGAAUGCUUUCUUGAAACAAGAAAACAGACUAAAAUGGUUUCUGGGGCACCCAGAGGAGAGAGGGGAAUGAUGAAGACGGGAUUUCAUUUCUGCAAGAGGAAAAGCAAAGA